Chenopodium quinoa (quinoa) is the source of this 2933-nucleotide messenger RNA. RefSeq names its product 12-oxophytodienoate reductase 1-like. The transcript has 6 exons. Lineage: Eukaryota; Viridiplantae; Streptophyta; Magnoliopsida; Caryophyllales; Amaranthaceae. Bases 1607 to 2146 code for a protein of 179 amino acids. The record is from RefSeq and is a predicted model, not a curated record. Gene Ontology annotation, molecular function: FMN binding; oxidoreductase activity.
UUGAAGACCAAUUGGCAAGCACCCUAAGGGCAUGCGGUUCAGAACCGCUUCCCAUUAGGGGGUUUGAACUGCUUGUCAUUACGUUUUUUCAACUAGUGGUUAGGGGUUACUAGGUCGGUUAGGUGUUAUUACUAGGGGUUACUAGGUCGGUUAGGGGUUACUUGGGGUUACUAGGUCAGGGGUUACUAGGUCAGUCAAGAGUUACUUGGUCAAGGGUUACUUUUAUCUUGGGGUUACUUUGUCAUUUGCUGAUUUAGCACCCUGCCGCAUGGUGCGGCCAGCCGCACCAGAAACGCACUGCAAGCUAAUUGGCUUGAGAAUAGAGAAAAAUAAAGCUAAAGAGUAAAACACUAAGGUUCUUCUCUCUAUCUUAUUUUUGUCGAAUUAAAUUUUUUUUUUUAUUAAAAUAUCUAAAUUAUUUUUGCUAAAUUUUAUUAUUUUAAUUAUUUUAAUUUUUUUUUAAUAUUUACUAAUUUUUUUAUACUCGUCUAUUACACUAAAAUUAACUUAUACAUUCAUUUGUGACAAAACUUAAAAUUGAAACUUUGAAACCAAUAACAUUCAAAGGGAUGCUAACUUUUAUACUCCGUACUAAUCUUAUUCACUAGCCGAUAACACAUGUACUUUCUCCUAAUCAAAUCCUAUUAAGAUGAAUAGAUGAUGUCCAAAACACCUUACCUGAAAUAAAAUAAAAUAAAAUAAAAUUUCUAAGAAAAACACCUUAUCAGUAACUAGCCCUGGUUAUUGGACAGGGUAGUCCAAUGGGCACCAGGGUCGGGAGGGCUAUGACCCUCUAAUUAUCUAAAUGGACAGGGCUCGUGUAGGGCCUCUCCUAAAAGGGUCAUUAAUGGGCUCUUAUGAACAACCCUAUAAAAAUGAAAAUAGAUAUAGGGUCAUUAAAAAGGCCACCUAAAUACAUUAAACCCUAAGUUCUUCAAUGCAAAAUUAUUGCGAUUUCUAUAUUAUUGCACAACUGAUUUCGAGAUUUCGAUUAAUACUGAGCUAAGCUUUGAAGAACACCGAAUGGAAAAUGGCUUCAGAUUAUGAAAUUAUCCCUCUUUUAUCCCCCUAUCAAAUGGGUAACUUCCAUCUUUCUCUCAGGGUUGUAUUAGCCCCAUUGUCAAGAAUGAGAUAAUAUGGAAAUAUUCCUCAACCACAAGCAAUUCUAUAUUAUUCUCAAAGGACUACAAAUGGAGGUUUGCUCAUAUCCGAAGCAACUGUAAUUUCUGAAACUGCUCGAGGGUACAAAAACACACCUGGUAUAUGGACAAGGGAGCAAAUCGAAGCAUGGAAACCUAUUGUUGAUGCUGUGCAUGCCAAAGGUGGCAUAUUUUUCUGUCAGUUAUGGCAUGUUGGACGAGUGUCGAAUGAAAGUUUCCAACCAAAUGGACAAUCUCCUAUCUCUAGCACUGAUAAACCCUUAACACCACAAGAUCAACCUACGGGUAUAAAUAAUGUACAUUAUUAUUCAACACCAAGGCGGCUAACAACAGAAGAGAUACCUUCAGUUGUGAACGAAUUUAGACUAGCUGCUAGGAAUGCCAUAGAAGCUGGCUUUGAUGGUGUUGAAAUACAUGGAGCUCAUGGUUAUCUCAUUGAUCAGUUUAUGAAAGACCAAGUUAAUAACCGAAUUGACAAUUAUGGUGGAUCUCUACAGAAUCGUUGUAGAUUCGCUCUAGAAGUAGUUGAAGCAGUUACAAAAGAGAUUGGUGCAGAUAGGGUUGGGAUUAGAAUCUCUCCCUUUGCAAAUUAUAAUGAAUCAGGAGACUCAAAUCCUGAGGCUUUAGGCCUUCAUUUGGCUAAUUGCCUCAAUAAGUGUGGAAUUCUCUUUUGCCAUGUGGUUGAACCUAGGAUGAUUACUGCGUGGGAGAAAGAGGAUUGUUCUCAAAGUUUAUUACCAAUUAGAAAAGCUUUCACUGGUACUUUCAUUUCUGCUGGAGGAUACGAUAGAGAAGACGGAAACAAGGUUGUGAUGAAGGGUUCCACUGAUCUUGUAGCUUAUGGUCGCUUGUUUUUAGCUAAUCCAGAUUUGCCUAAAAGAUUUAAGCUUAAUGCACCACUAAAUCAGUAUAAUAGAGAUACAUUCUAUACUUCUGAUCCUAUUGUUGGCUAUACCGAUUAUCCAUUUCUCGAAGACAUGAUAUAACUUAAAAGAGAUGUUGAAGUUUGAACUCUUUCAAUAAUAGUUGGACUAUAAGUAUUACAGAAAAAUAGCAGACUCUGGUUUAAUUAAUUUUGUACUCCCUCUGUCCUUAAAUUACAUUCCUACUUUCCUCUAUUAUGUGAGGAAUAAAUGCUAGGAAUAGAAAUGUAAUUUAGGGACGGAGGGAGCGCCUUUAUAGCAUUUGCUUGUGUAAGCAAAAAAUAAAAGGUCAAAUUAAUAGUUUUGACUAUGUAUUACUACCUCUAUUUUUUUUUAGUUGACAUGUUUUGACUUUGUGCACUAUUCACAUAAUUUAGUUUGACUUUGUUUUGUGAUUUAGUAAUAGAUAAAAAUAUUGUCAUAUGGGGUCUUGUUAGCUUCGUAUCAACGUCUAGUUUCUGAAUAUUAAAAUUUUAUAUUUUUUUCUAAUACGUAAUCACAGAUAUUCACAUUUGAAAGUAUAUGUUGGCAAAACGUGUCUAAAUGAAAUGUGUGAACUAAUAAAAAACAGAGAAAUUAUAUGACAUUUUGUUUCUCUCUCCUCCUUCCUCUCGACACUUUGUUUCUCUCUCCUUCUUCCUCUCUUCUAUACCCUAGCCUCCAUUGUCAAUUUUUGAAGGGGCUUUAUCAUUUUAAGUUAAUUAGUUGAAAGUCCUUUCUUCUUCUUAUUUUUUUUUUAAUGUUUAUAAUAAUAAUCCUUCUUAUGAGAGAAACUUUUCUCCCUCGAAAGAAAAGAUUUCGAUCUCCUUCGAAAGAUAAGAGUUUAAAAUAUACUUUGUCUUAUGAAGGA